GAGAGAUGGAGGCAGAGAGAAGGAAAAGGGAGAGUAAACGGAGAAAGAAAGAACACAUCAAUGGUGACACUGACCAUCUGAGGGAAUUGAGGAGGGGGAGAGGUAAAAUGGAUAAAGGUCAAACGGAAAUCAAAGAAGUACGUCCAAAGCAACAACAUCCCAAAGAUCACAUUAAAAAGGAAGACCCACAAGUCAAAGAAAAGAAUGACAUGGAUAUUCAAGGGCCUGAGCUACUGGGAAGUGGAAUGGAUGGAGGAAUGAAGAAAGAAAGAGUUGUUAAAACAAGAUGUAAACUCAAAGUUAUGAAAGAAGGUCCCAAGGAAAACGAUUCUAAAAAGCCAGACACAAGAGUGAAACAAACUGAAGUGAUUGUUUUAAUGCAAGACGUAGUGUGCCGGGCAACUGACACAGAUGUGGAAAUGAAGCAAGAGAGAGUAGAUAAAUUAGGCAUUGUCCCAAAUGAAGAAAAUGCCAAAGGGCAUGUUGAAAAUGUAAAGAAACAAGUUAAAGAAGAGACUGACAUGGAUUUCUUUGUUGAAGAAUUAGAGCAACUGGAAAAUGACUUGGAUGUGGGAAUAAAGAACAGAACAACAAAUCCCAAAAAGGAAGACAAACUGAAAGUCAUGAAAAAAAGUUCAAACGUACAACAUGCUACAGAUAAUGACAAACAAAGAAAAGUCAUAAAAGGAAGUCCAAAUGAACAAAAUACCAAAAGACAUGUUAAAAUUGCAAGGAAUCAUGUUCAAGAAGAGACUGACAUGGAUUCUUUUCUUGCAGAAUUAGAGCAACUGGAAAAUGACUUGGAUGUGGGAAUAAAGAACAGGACAACAAAUCCCAAAAAGGAAGACAAACUGAAAGUCAUGAAAAACUGUUCUAACGUACAACAUGCUACAGAUAAUGACAAACAAAGAAAAGUAAUAAAAGGAAGUCCAAAUGAACAAAAUGCCAAAGGACAUGUUAAAAUUGUAAGGAAACAAGUUCAAGAAGAGACUGACAUGGAUUUUUUUCUUGCAGAAUUGGAGCAACUGGAAAAUGAAUUGGAUGUGGGAGUAAUGCACAGAACAUAAAAUCCAAAUCCAAAACGAAGACAAGCUAAAAGUUGUGGAUGAAAGUCUUAAGGAACAACAUUCUGCAGAGGAUGACAAACAAAGCAAAGUUGUCAAAGAAAAUGCAAAGCAACAACAUGAUAUGAAGUUAGAGAAACAAGCAAAAGACGAAACCGAAGGGAAUUUCUCAAGUGCCUGGGGAAUGAAGCACUGGGGAUCAAAUCCCAAAAAGGAAGACAAACAAAGAAAAGCACUGAAAGAAAGACAAAAAGGACAAAAUGCCAAAGGAAGUAACAAUGGAAAGACAAAGGACACACAAGUCAUAGAAGAGACCGACGCAACCUACAAGAAAGAAAUCCAAACAGAGAUGCCGAAGUCAAUUCUUGACAAGAUACGCAAUAAAAUCGACCAACACAGAAUCCAAAAGAAGGAAAAACAGAAACAAAAAAAUCUUAAAUUCCUUCAAGAAGCAUUGACCACUCAUGAAGUAUUAGAUGUGGCAUUAAACAUACAUGCCAAAAAGAAGCCUAGAAAAUGGGUCAAAUGCCAGGAUUUUUCAAUAUUUCAGUGUAAAUGAACUGCACCGUAGAUUCCCUGGAUGCUGAAAUCAACUGAAAGGUGCCAUGUGGUUCUGGAACAUGA
Molecule: messenger RNA, 1688 nt
Organism: Esox lucius (northern pike)
Lineage: Eukaryota; Metazoa; Chordata; Actinopteri; Esociformes; Esocidae
Product: probable inactive protein kinase DDB_G0270444
Exons: 2
Coding region: 6-1067 (353 amino acids)
Source: RefSeq, a predicted model, not a curated record